Messenger RNA from Heteronotia binoei (common prickly gecko), 2448 nucleotides. RefSeq names its product zinc finger protein 276 (gene ZNF276). Gene Ontology annotation, molecular function: transcription coregulator activity; zinc ion binding. NCBI's taxonomy places the organism in Eukaryota, Metazoa, Chordata, Lepidosauria, Squamata, Gekkonidae. Gene Ontology annotation, biological process: regulation of transcription by RNA polymerase II. Gene Ontology annotation, cellular component: nucleus. The transcript is spliced from 12 exons. The record is from RefSeq and is a predicted model, not a curated record. The coding region runs from base 26 to 1996 and encodes 656 amino acids.
GGCCGCGGUGGGGGCGCGGGCGGCGAUGAAGCGGGAUCGGCGGGGCCGGUUCCUGCCCGCCGCGGUGGCCGGCAGAGCGGGGCCGGAGCCGGAGCCGCAGCAGCAGCAGAGCGACGCCGCCUCCCGGGCCCGCCGCGGACGCCCAGCCGGCCGCCAGCAGGAGAGCAGCGCGCCGCCGCCGCCGCCCGAGCGACGGGCCCCGGAGGAGGUGGGAGGAAUUGGCCGGGCUGUGAGCACAGGCUACUGCCGACUUUGCCAUGGGAAGUUUUCCUCACGGAGCCUACGGAACGCUUUCGAGAAGGUGCCCAUGACGGGCGAGAGCUCAGAGAAGCAGCGGCGCCUGGACCGAGUCUUCUUCACGGAUUUCCAGCACCUGGUGGGCGUGGCUGCCUGCCCAGACCCCGCCUUGCCCCAGUUUGUCUGCAAAAAGUGCCACACCCAGUUCUACAAGUGUCGCAGCAUCCUCCAAGCGUUCAUCCAGAAGGUGAACAUCUCACCCACUGGCCACAUCGAGACCAGAGGAAAGCUGGCUUCCCAUGGAACGCAGGGGCCUCUGAUUUGUGCUUCUUUGCGUUUUAUGUGCAGGAACAGCAUCCACCCGUCUCCACUCACUGUUGAAGGAGCUCCCUCCAUGGCAGACCUGAUCACCUCCAGUCCUCAGUGCCUCCACAACUUGGUGAUGUGGGCCCACAGCCACGCGGAGAGCUGCCAGACGGCGCCUAGCCUGCAGAGUGUGCUGUCCUCCGAGUACUGCGGGAUCAUCCGAGCCGUGUGGGGCUGCGGGGAGGGCCACGAUUAUGUCAUGAGCACGGACUCGGACUGCAGCAGCCUGCUGGUGGACACCACCUUGUCUGUGAAGCGGGACCUGCCCAAGGGCAUGACAGCACAGCUGGAGACCAGCAACGGGGUGGCUGCAGACAGAGCAGCCGUCACUGCUGCCGCUACAGCCCUGGAACCCCAGCAGAGUCUGGCUAGGACAGGAGCCAGCCAUCUGCCCCCAAACCCAGGGACUGCAUUGCCAGUAUUAAGCACCGAACACACACUGCCCGAGUGCCAGGAGUUGCCUUCCUUGCAAGCUGAAACUGGAGCCGCUUUGCAGGAGAAGAGCCUGCCUCAGCCAGUCUGCCCGCUCAAUGGGAGUCCUGGACAGCUGAGCGAGAAGCCGGUUCUGCCUGCAGCGUCGGAUGAGCGGGUAAAAGACGAGUUCAGUGACCUUUCUGAGGGAGACUCCUCAAGUGACAACGAGAACGACAAGCGAGCUCGGUCUUCGGAUGAUUCUUUUGAGCCUUACCCGGAAAAGAAGAUGUCCACCAAUCGAAGGGCUGAGAGUAAAGAACCCAAGGCAGCAGAGGAGCCAAAAACAAGGAAGAAGCCAGGACCCAAACCAGGCUGGAAGAAGAAGAUCAAAUGCGAAAGGGAGGAGCUGCCAACUAUUUACAAGUGUCCUUAUCAGGGCUGCACAGCCGUGUAUCGAGGGGCAGACGGCAUGAAGAAGCACAUCAAGGAGCACCACGAGGAAGUCCGGGAAAGGCCGUGCCCCCACCCAGGUUGCAACAAGGUGUUCAUGAUCGACAGAUACCUCCAGCGCCACGUGAAGCUCAUCCACACAGAAGUCCGGAACUAUAUCUGCGAUGAAUGCGGCCAGACCUUCAAGCAGCGCAAGCACCUCUCAGUCCAUCAGAUGCGCCACUCUGGCGCAAAACCUCUCCAGUGUGAAAUCUGUGGCUUCCAGUGCCGACAACGUGCAUCUCUCAAAUACCACAUGACCAAACACAAAGCAGAGGCAGAGCUGGAGUUUGCUUGCGACCAGUGCGGGAAGCGCUUCGAAAAGGCCCACAACCUUAACGUCCACAUGUCCAUGGUGCAUCCGCUGAUCCAGACUCAGGACAAACUCAAGGCGGCCGAGCCCGAGCCGGAGGGGCUGCCGGAUGCCCUGGAGGCUGCAGACAGCCAGCUGGUGAAGCUGGAGCUCCAUGCGCAGCAAGAGCCCACCUGAAGGCCAGGGAGGGGGAGGCCGGAUCCAGCCAGCGGGGGAGAUGUCAGUGUACAUUUUAAUGGAUUCUCUACCGUGAACUUCGAAAUUGCUUCCACUUGAUCAUGAAAAGCUUUCCAUUGCUGUGAUUCUCUCUGUGCGCUUCUGUCUGAUGCCACAGCAAUGUUGUAGGGAGUGACACCCGCUUCUCUGAAGGGGCAGCCAGCCCUGGUUUCUCCCAGUGCAGUGGGGCAGGUAAGAGAGAUGGCACACCUGUUGUAAAGGUGUGUAUCCGCAGACAAUAAACAUUCAUUUCUGGUGGCUCUAACGAUGGCAAAAGCAGUUUGCUUUAAAUUAACUUCCAAAGGCAAUUAGAGAGACAGAAAAUUUGUAACCUAAUUUUUAUUGUAACAAAGUCAUGGUUAUGCUUGUAAUAAAUUAUUUACGCGGUACUUUGGACCGACUCAGCCCCAGGA